Messenger RNA from Diospyros lotus (date-plum), 639 nucleotides. RefSeq lists its product as uncharacterized. The record is from RefSeq and is a predicted model, not a curated record. Lineage: Eukaryota; Viridiplantae; Streptophyta; Magnoliopsida; Ericales; Ebenaceae. Bases 1 to 639 code for a protein of 212 amino acids. The transcript is spliced from 6 exons.
AUGACGAAGCGCGAGCUCUCAAUAGCAGCCGGUCGUUGGAUGCUGGAGGAGGGAGCCACAGUCACCAUUGCCGUCGCUAGAGCUGCUGCUGUCGCUGCUGUGAAGCAUGCUUUACAUUAUACUGGUAUAGUCCCUAGUAUGGAACUUGUUAUUUCUGGUAUUAAGACUAGAGAACUAGAACUUAGUACAUCUAAGAAAAUGAGCAAUAAUUUGUUUGUAAAAGGGAAUGCUGAUAAAAGAAAUUAUACUUUAGAUGUUAAAACUGCAUUUCUGCAUGGAGACCUUGAUGAACACAUUUACAUGGUUCAGCCCACUGGUUAUGUCGUUUCUGAAAAAUCUGAUCAUGGGAUAGAGAUUCUAGAAAAUCCACCACUACCUUCUAUUUCACCUUGGGUGGAAACUGCAUCAGCUGAAAGUCUCAGCUGCAGCCACUUCAAAGUAGUGGUUUUCUCAGAUAGCCAAAGUGCCAUCCACCUGUCCAAAAAUCAUGUGUAUCAUGAUCGAACCAAACAUGUGGAUGUGAAGUAUCAUUAUGCAAAGGAAAUGAUAGCCAAUAGAACUGUGGGCAUCCAGAAAGUUUCUACAGCCAACAAUCCUACUGACAUGGGCACCAAGGUGGAGUUUGUUAUAUUUUUGUGA